Cinara cedri is the source of this 23344-nucleotide messenger RNA. The record is from the annotation of a GenBank genome assembly. Lineage: Eukaryota; Metazoa; Arthropoda; Insecta; Hemiptera; Aphididae.
GAGCGAACGCGCGCGUCACACGUGUUGUACGUUGCGUUUUACGACCGGUGUUCGGUUAUUUUUUUUUUUUUCAAAUAUAUUUAUCAUUUGCCGACGAUCGCCUCGGCCUAUCCUGACUACCAUCGUCACUGUCCACACACAUAUCAAACGGAAAACGAGUAAGUAAACGCUAUUGUAAAUAUGAUAAUGUUGCGGAGUUUUAAUUUUUCGAUUUAUAUCGACUUAUCGCGAUUGUAUAGUAUCAUUGUGUUUUCAGAGUAGAAAAAAAAAUGAUAGCUUAAUAAUAAUUUACAAUUCUUUAUAAUAAUCCUAUAAAGAAGCUUUUCCGCUUCUGUAUAAUUCAGCAAAAAAAAUUAAUAUUAUUAUAUCUCUUACCGAUCGUUAUCUAUAGAUUCGAUAAAUCGUUCGAUAUCGCGCGAGUGUAGAUGUAAUGAGCCGCAGAGGAUUAUUAAAUUUUCGUUUUUAUAUAAACGUAAUAUUAUAAAUUACGAGUGUAUUGCAUUACGUUAUUAUAAUAUUUUCUCGUAAUGCACAAACUGCAACAUAAUAAUAUAAGAGUGCAUCGAUAAUAUAAUAUUGUUUUCGAUUAAUUGUCGUCCCGUUGACGUAAAAACGGUCGAGUUUUACUAAUGUUAUUUUUAUAUACAUAAUAAUAAUUUAAUAUAAUAUAUUUAUUACAUAUUAUAUACGAUACGCGUAGAAAACUAUAAUCCGUCGGGAAAUUUAUUGGAGUUUUAAAAAAGUCAAAAUACUAUAACAGCUAUUAUCAUUACCUAUAUCAUUGGUCCCGUGUCGAUUGUUCCCAUUAAAAAAAAAAAAAAACAACGUUAUGCCGUUUGUUUUUAUUCAGUUUUUAGACCAAAAAUAAGAGCAUGCAUAUUCUGGCGCGUGUUUUAUACCAUGAAAAUUAAAAUACCAUAUGUCACUAUGUAUGAUACGUACUAUUUGUUUGACGAAAAAGGCGCAAGCCGUAUGAUUAAGCCGUCUAGAACGUCAUUAAUUAGGUUAGUCUAUUUAGCGAUUCGUUCGACAUUUAAUUUGCUUGUUUUUGAAAAUUGCACAAAAUCGACCGAGCUCUUCCCCGGGACCGUAGAAUCAAAAACGUAAUAUUAUGAGGUUUUUCGAAUCGAGUAAAAUAACAAAAUUUGAAUUCCAACGUUUUAUAAAAUAAACACGUAAUACCUUUUAUAAUUUGUAUAUAUACCUACUUUACAUUAUUGUUAAGAAGACAAUUUGGAUGCACUAAUAAUUUAAAUAACAACGUACUUCCACGACAGUGUAAUAUAUAAUAUAAACUGCAUAUGCAUUAAAACAACUCUUGAAUUAUAAUAUAUUAUACAUAUACAUAUUAUAAGGCGAAUUAUGUUUUUAUUGUGUUUUAAUCCAUUGUCAAUUUACUUACUGCACUCGCAUAAUUUAUAUUAUACACAGAAAAAACGAAAAACGAUUCUGAGCUGAAAGUUCGGUUAAACAUUUUUUUUUUUUUAAUACCCUGUGAUUUUUACGAUUUUCAUAAAAAUUCCAAUAUUUGAAACGUUCAUCAUACAUUACACUUAAUUUUUUAUCUGUCCGCUAAUUACAACUUGACGGUCUUUGUAUUAAUUUUGCAAAUAUUUUUGUCUGGCCAAAAUAAUUUUAUAUUUUUAUCCAUAUACAAUCAAAUAUAAGUAAGGGAGAUAAUUUGACUAUUUAAAAUAGUUAAAAAUAGCUCAGAAAUCGUCAAAAUGUAACCAUUUUACCUGGUCUGCAGAGGGCCAUUAUACGUAUUUGGUAAAAAUUGAAGGCGUCUACGAUUGAUUUAACUGAAUUACAAAAAAAUAAUAAAAAGCAAAACUAACAGAAACCGAUAUUGCGUACAUUUUUCUUUUCUCUUUCGUCCAUACAUUUGUAUUCCGAUUAUUAAGAAAAACUCAAAAAUCGAAAUAUCAAAAAGACAUAAUUGGCUAAAAUAAGCUCUAUAGUCAUUUUGAGAUCGGAACGAGAUUUCUGGUAAACGAGUUUUUUACAGACAGAAAAAAAACUGCGCAUCAUAGUAAGACCAAUACACUAUUCGUUACACUCGGAAUAAAAACACCAAUAAUAUUUAAUUUCUACCGUUUAUAAUGUUAUAUAAUAUUAGACUGUUAUAGUUCAGAGUUCUAUCUGAAUUCUAAUUAUCAAGGAAACUAGAUUUAUAUUGACAAAAGUUGUGGAAUUAUUUUUAUUGACGUAUUCCAUUAAAAUAUAUUAUAUGUUUAUAAAAGUAUUGUCCCGACGCUCUGUUUCUUUUUUAGUAUUGCCUUAUUCGAGAUAAUGCCUACAAAUGUUUGUCCUAGAUAAAACGUUUCGAGAAAACUUUUAUUAUAAAUAUGUUAUAGUCUAUAAGUGGCGUAACUAAGAGGGAUCUGAGGGUGUGGGCGUACCCGGGCUCAUUAUUUUUCCUUUAAUAAUAUACGAUGAUUCAAAGUUAUAAAUUAUACAGGGUGAUUUUUUCAUCAUGAACCAGCAAUUGUCUCUGAGGAAUUUAAUUGAAUUUGAUUUCUAGUUUUUUUUUUUAUUAUAAUUGUGAAAUCGGUUAAGCUUUGUUUUGAAACUAUUUUUAAUUCUUACCCUUACUCCAUAUAUCGACCUUAAAUAGGUAUAUACUUUUGUUUUUCCUUUUGUUCACAGAUUCGAUUAGAGAAUAUUUGUCUAUGUCUAAAACAUAAAAGUUCUAACAUUUUUUUUUUUCUAAAUGUACAAAUGAUUUUAUGUGAACACUACGUCAAUUUAUACUUGUUGGUUUCAACCACGACCUAUAUGCAUCUAACAAAGUUAUACCCAUAAUCUGUACGAUUUUUGUUGUUUUUCAAUCGAGUUUCAAUAAUUUUUUUUCAUUUACGGUGCACGGGUAUAUUACAUUUUUUCUGUAUAGGUAGGUACUAUAUUUAUUAUAUUUUUAUAUCCUAUACUUUUUUUCAAGGGAUAAAAUUUUUUUUUUCGUUAUUAUAAUAUUAUAUUUCUAACUAAAUAUAAGUUACUCAUACGUACAUGAUAUUAUGCGGUGAUUUUAAAAAAUAAAAACAAAUAAUAAGACAAUACUUGUAUUUUGUUUCUAAUUCGGUCGUAUUAAGGAAUUUAGUUGAUAUUUUUAGUUGAUAAUUUAGUUAACCAAUUUAUAUAUUUUAGAUUUUGAGUGAAGCGAGCAAACAUAAAUGCUUGACAAUUUAACAAAGGUUCAUUAUAAGUCGUACUUUUUGGUAAAAAAAAAAUUGAGUGUAAUAUAAAAUUCUUUUUAAUUAGAAUUUUACUAUCAAAUUUUGACGAAAAUUGUAAAUAUUACGGCCUUUCAAAACGUUUUUUCGUUAACAAAGUUUGAUCGUUGCGUAAAGAUAUACAUUAAAUUCCCCUUUGUAUCCUUCCUUCCUAACUCCUUAUCUACAACAAUCUACAACAACUCACCUAUCGUUAGAAGAAUGUCCGUCUUUUUUUUUUGUUGUUUUUUAUAUUCUUACACAUUAUUUUUUGGUAAUUAUAUAUUUUCAUGAUUUAAAUAUUUCAUGUAAUACAUGAUAGAGGUACACAUUAUCUACGGUUGAAAAUAGGUUAUUAAUAAAUUAGGUUACAUAGAUUAAUAUUAUUUAUUAUUAUUUAUAAAUGGAAUGCAUAUAACGUAAACAAAUAAAUAAAGAAUUAUAAUAUAUAUAUAUAUAUAUUUUUUUUUUUAAUCGCGACAAAUUAAAUUAGAUACUUCAGUAAUUGCUUAAUUAAAAUUGCAUUAAAAGGUUAAUUUAACCAAACAUUUUUUUUUUGUCAUUAUUCCAAUUGUAAAUAGAAAACAAUAAUUUAUUUUUAUAUGUAAAUGUACAAUAUUAUGAGCGUUUUAUCGCGAGCUAGCCAUUUUUUCGAAAGAUUUUAAGGGCCAUCUACACCAACACAAACGUUGAUUUUUAUACGACAUUUAUAAGAUAACCGACGAAUCGUGAUCGGUUAUCAGCCAUAAACUCAGUUUAAAAAUCAGAUAAACAAAAGUAUUUAUGAUUGUGAGGACAGGCCCUAAGAGAAUUUGAUUUCUGUUUUUGCAAUCAUUUUGGGACCGUUUAAGCUUUAUUUUAACAAUCUUCCCUACUCUUCCGGUAUAAAUUGUAAACUAUUAUUACUCGUAAAUGGUAAAUCCGUUAUACAUGUCAUAAUGUAAAAAUAUAAUAUAUACUGUUCGAAUCUGUCUGUAAAAGGGGGUUCCUAUUUGAUAAUCAACGGUAUAUAAGAAGUAGUAGUGAAAAAUUAAAAACAGUUUUAAAAUAAAGCUUAAACAAUUCUAUAAUGGUUGAAAAAAACAACAGAAAUUAAAUUGAUCUAAAAUCUCCCGAGAAUUUUGCUGAUACGUUAAAAGUGGAUCACUCUGUAUAUGUUUAUGGGAGGUUACGUCUAUAACAAAAAUUUAAAGUGGACAUUAUACUAUGUGAACAUUUCAUAUUAUGUAAAUAUAUGGGUAUUGGUAUACCUACUUAUAAGUAUAUAGUACGGGCACUUGAGCUAAAAUAAUUAACCGAAAAUGAGUCACUAAUUUAAUUUAUUAAUAAUUAUAGUAAUGUUGUAUAAAUAUAUUUUUAAUAGAUUAUUGGCAAUAUUCACAUGUAGGUAUACCUAGUUAUCUGAAUUAAUUACUUUAGAAUAAUAUUGUAUUGUUGUAGAUAUUUUGUAUUUAGAUAAUAAUACACUAAUACUAAAUAGUUGAACACAAUAUAUCGCGUGUUUUCGAAAAUUUUUCAUUUUUAAAAUACGAUACCAUUCCAGAGUUAGGGAGACAAGCAAUUUUAUCAUUUCAAAUUUGAUUUUUAUCUUUAUAUUACGUGCCUACCUGUAUUUCAUUCGUAAGUAUUUUAUUAUUUUGAAUAAGUAAUUGUUAUACUAUAUAAAAAUAUAUGAAGGGUACAGGGAAAAAAUCAGAAAAGUUACUUUUUUUUCAAAAUAGCGAUAUCGGUAUCAAAUAAUUUGUAUUGACGUGCCGUAUCUUUUGUGCAAUUGAAAUGGCGAAAAAACCAGAUUAUUCGAAAGUAAUGAAUGCCAGAAGUUUAAGCCUAAAGGAAAAAAAACAGAUAAUCAAUUUAUAGCCAGUUAAUUGUUGGGUUAAUAUACUGAUAUAGCCUUGAAUAAUAAUAAAAUAUGAAAUUUUUAUGUUGUGAUUACUAAAUUUCAAAGUUUAAAAUUAAACUUAAUCCGAACUUUUUACAUUGUAAAAAAAAAAUUUCAGUUUGAAAAAAAGUGACUUUUUCUUCUCUGUACCCUUCUCAUAUAUCCAUUUUACACGUUUUGUUCAAUCACGUUAACCAAUGUGUUUUUUCGUAUUACCUAUUAUUAUUAAUUUGGGCAGGACGUGUGAUUAAAUUUGCUAUCCAAACUUACAUUAUAUUCCAUAUAUACGUGUUUGUUUCAUAUGUACCGUAAUAUAUUAUGUUCUGUCCGAAACCAAUCGAUACAUUUGCUCUUCCUGUUCAUUGUUGUUUGUUUCGUUUUGCCAUUAACGCGAUACCUUUUUUUUUUCCAUUCUAUACACUAUAUUAUGACGUAUUUUAUGCAGGUAAAAUAUUUUUGCAUUAGUCUCUUUGUAAUCGUUUUUAUUGUUCGUUAGAAUAAUGUUUAUGUAUCUUAUAAUAUAGUUACUGCGCUGCUGCAGUAUUAAACACCUAUUAUCAUCGUAAAUGAUUCAUGUGAUAGAUGUGGCUAAUAGAUUGAAAAAGUGAUUAGGAGUGAUAAAUUAUAAGCGAAAUAGAAUGUUUCGCUUGAGGAAUUCCUCUCCCUCGUCACAUCAUCAAGUAAUCGUGACUUAUUAUUUCCUCAAGUAUAGGUAGUUAGUUAGGUACUGUGUACCAGGUACAAUCUACAUACGGAGACAUAUAUCGAAUAAAAUAACAAUAUAAUUGUACAAAUGAAAUAAAUUAAACAUCGUAAGGUGAAAUUUAAAUUCCUGCAAACAAUAUUGGUUUAUUUUAAUAAUAAGUUUAUUCAAAUAGAAUGUCAAGUAUGCAUGCACUUACGUAAAACAUAAAUCUUAGCAAAAAAUGAUCUUAUACGAUAAUGUCUAGAAAUCCAAAGUUGCAAAUUAAUUAAUUUUUAAUUUAAAACAGUUAUUAUUGUUCAUGUUAAGUAUUAUGUAACUGACUGUAUUUUUAUUUGACAUCAUAACAUAAUGUAUUCAAAACAUAUACUAUUAAAAUAUUCUAUAUUUAUUUAAAAAUUGAUAUGUGUAUCUAUAUCUGAUCAACCCACUUAUGGUCUGAAGUGAACAUGUUUUAAAAAAAAUAUUUUACUUACAGAUUUUGAACUUAAACUGUGUAAAAACAAUAUUAUUUUCUCGAUUUCGAGUCGGUAAAAUAACAUCGAAAUUAAAAUUUUCCCUAAUUUUUUUACCACGUUUUGUAGUACCAUACAUAAUGUAUGUAAUAUGUUUGUAGUUUAACGUGAUGUUAAUCAACUUUAAGUGCAUAACGUUUAUCAGCUUUAAAUCGUAUUACGUUAACAUAAUAUCAUCAUACGCAUGAGUAUCUACUUUCAAUUACAUAAUUGUAUAUUUAUAAUUAUUGUUAACCAUGUUUGAAAAUUAUUUUACUUGAGUAUUGGCUGGUUAAACAGGACUUACACGAGUAAUUUAUUUAUCUCGCGUUUUGAACUUACUGGUCAAUUUAAUAAUUAGAAAGUGAUGUUAAAUGCAAUGUAUCGCCUAAGAACAAGAAAUAUGAACUAAUAUUGUUAUUUUUUAUUAUUAUUCCCAUAAAUAUACCGUGAAAGCUAUCACAUAUUUGGAGUCUUUAAUUCGCACACGUGAACAUAUACAGGUAUAGGUUGUGGAUACUGUAUAAUAUAAACUACAUAUUUACGUUCAGUAUUACUACAUUAUUGAUUGAUUUUUUUUCCCCUCCCAAUUUUAUUCAGGUUAUUCGAAUCUAAUUAGUCGUGUAAAUAUAAUAUGUACCUAACUUUAAUAUAAUAUACUAGUGCUGUAGGUACUGCGUAAAGGUGUAAAUUAUAUAAUAAUAAUUGCAUAAUAACGUACCUAAUACCUAUAUAAUAUAGCGGCGAGAUAUUAUACUUUUAUAGCGGUUUUUAUUGUAAUAUGUUUUUCAGGAUCGAUUUACAGCAGCUAGCGUAGGUAUAUUGAAUUUCUGUGCGCAAUCGGUAAUGCCCAUAUAACGUUACCAUUAUCGCGAUACAUUUAUUUAUUUCCUGUGUACAUUUCAUUUUAAUACUCGGAAUAUUAAUAAUCUGUGUAUAUAAAAUCCAAAUACCGUUGACUCAAUGAUUGCUGUAUCCCAAAAACUACUCAACGUACGCACUUGAAAUUUGGAAUUAUGGUUCCUCUAAUACUUUCACCGUGCAAUAGGAAAGGAUUUUUUGAAAAUUCAACCCUUAAGUGGAUAAAAUAGGGGUUUUUAGGUAUAUUAGGCACGAACAUCUAAUUGUUUAUUUAUUUAUUUAUUUUUGUUUGUUGAAAGGUUACCUUGGUGUUACGGAAAAGAAAACUAUUGUAAUAAUUAUUAUUAUUAAUACUUGUAUUUGCACUAUUAAAUUUCAUAAUAAAACACAUUUAGUCCGUCGAAGAUGGACACAUUCCACAUAUUUGUUUUCAUUCAAUUCUGACACGGCCAAAACCAAAACUUAAUAUAGGUAAAAUAAUAAUAAUAAAAAUUGGCACGGGCAACGCUGGGCGCGGGACAACUAGUAUUUCUACAUUAUUUUCAUCGAAUUAAUUCAAAUUAAAUACAACUUGACAUCAGCUCUUGUAUUGAUGUAUAGGUGCUUAUAAUAUGUAUAUAAUGUUCUUAAGAUUUUAGUGAAAAAAAUUAUACCAAAUAUAAUAUAAUCAUGAAAGUCGAAAAUAAAAAUAAUUAAUAUGGAGGAAUAUUACGAAUAAUACCGUCCGAAAUUCUUGACUUAUGGUGAACUGCAAAAUAAUACGUCUGCUUGAUGCUCAUCAUCUUGGGGAAUUAUUGUUUUACAUUAUCUAUACUGCAGACUACUUCUAUAUGCCCAUUAUUAUAAUAUAUACUAUGUGUUAAACAGACCGUAAUUAAUUGACGCUAAAAAAGAAAAUAGAUAAAGCGUAUAUGAAUUAUAAUGUGCAUAUAUAUGAUGCAUUAACAUUGUUUUUAAUGUCGAAGAGAAAUCCUAGUAAAUUGUCGAUUAUUACCCUCAUAGUGUUAAUUAAAAUCAUCAAAUUAUCAACAGGUACUUUUAGGUGUACGAUGAGUUUAUACAAUUUUUACCGGCAAAAUUAUUGUAUCGAUUUGAAAAUUUAAAAAGGCUGAUUUGUGGUGUCACUGUUUCAGGAGGUAAGUUGGCAAGGAGGAUAUUGUAUAGAGCAAUUUAGUUUAUAUCUGUAUACGCAACAGUAAAUCAUUUCUAACGAUCAACUAUUCUGAGUACAAUAUUAUUACCUAGUUGUCCUUGUCGCCAAAAUAAUUCAGAAAUCAACAAAAAAUUAUCAAACAAAUUGACAGUUCCCGUUUAUUGAAAAAAUUAAAAGGUAAAUCAAAAAAGGUGCGUUUCCUCAACGCACCACCUAGAUAUAAAAACGAUACGAGAAAAUUCCUAUACAAAAAAAAAAACCACAACAUCGUAAAACCAAUACAUUCAUAGCUUUGCGCAGAAUUAAAGUUAUUUGAUAUUAAGGCAAAAAUAAUUAGUUCGCAGCAGUUUUUCGUCAGUUACUCGGUUUUCGGCAAUAAUUCGAUUAUUAUUAUUUGUAUCGUGCGGGUCUCAUAUUUGUUUUAACCAUCAAAAUUCGAUUAAGAGCUCUCUUUAUAAUAUAUUAUAUUACGGUCUAUGGACAAAGAGAAAUAAUAAUAUGCUAUAGGGGAGUGACAUCUAAAUUAAUGUUUCCUAUUACACUUAUAUAUAUAUAUGUAUAGGUGUAUGUGCGGAGGAAAUAAAAUACUGAGCUGUAUAUAAUUGGUGUCAAGAGCCUAAAAAUAUAUAAGCGAUGUAGCUUUAUUGAAGUUUUGUUCCGUAGUCCAUAAUUUAUAUAAUUAAUAAUUGUUGCGGAGUACCAUUAAAACAUAAUUAUUAUGACAUUUUGGAGGCACUGUGGAAAAAUAUUUUUACCGAUUAUCCGCGUAAACGAUAACACAAUAUAGAGGAAUAUUCACGUUGUAUGGGUGCAGCAGUUCACUGCAACAAUAAAUAAAAAUGAUUCCAAUUUUGUGUAUUUGAGGUUUGCUGCUGGUCUUUUCUAUUGUGUUAUUUAUUUAUUUUUUGUUCUUUGAAUAACGAUUGUCACUUGUCAACACUUUUCGAUGUCUAUUUUAAUAGUAUGGACGUAAUAUUGGUUAAACAUUUGAUUGAUUAUAAUUAUUUAGGUGUAAUAAAAUGUAUAUUACAUUAUAAUAUGAAUGCGUAUCAGAAUAUUAUAAUGUAGUCUGUACAAUUUGUUUCGUAUAUGUAACGACGUUAUUACAUUUUAUGUUUAGUCAUAUCAUUUUUAAUAAUAAUAUACAAUACACUAAUUGAAGGUCCAUUAAUCAUAUUAUAAUUAUAUAUUUAUUUUGUUUGCAGUAUACACAUAAAAUUAUGUUGCCGGACAUUGAUAAAAAACCGAAAAAACCGCUGUUGAUUAAAAUGGCUGGUUACUUGGAAAGAAAGGAUAGAAUGGUUAGUAUUAUAUGCAUCAUUUAAUGUUUACGUCAAUAUAAUAUUAUCGUAAAUGCGUAUUUUAUGACAUUAAAGUAUAUAAUAUAUCGCAUGGCUUUAGUGUAGCAACACCUAUUAUCUUACUAUAGCCGGAUAUAAAUGCAAAUAAAAAUAUUCAUGGCAAUUUAGCAAAAAUAAUUAAAAAAAUAAUUGUAUAAAAUAAAAUAAAUAAUAAUAAUAGUUAAAACAAUUGGUACUUAGUUAUAUAGUUUAAGAAAUUGAAUAUUUUUGUCAAUAGUAGUUAUAAUAUAAUAACAAGCAGAUCCACCAUCCACUUUAUCGCUUUUUUUUUUUCACUUGAUAGAUAUCAUGUAUAAUACCGGUUAAUGCUCACAGUGGGUAUUCAUUAAUGAUGUGGCUAUAAGUCAUUUGCGAUUCGUGUACACUGUAAAGUCCCAUUUUGCCGAAUCCAACUUCGCCGAAAAAAAAACCAGUUUUAUACGGUUCGAUAAAAAUCCCAUUUGGCUGAAUCCUAUUUUGUCGAAUUUCGUUUUUCCGAAAAAGCCCAUGUUUUUACUUUAUAUACGUAUUAUUAACGGAUAAAUUAUUAUUAAGUUCCGUAAUCGUAUCGCUGAUAAAGUAACAGUAAUAAUAAAAACAUACGAGUACUCAGUACUUAUACAAAUCUACAAAUUGAUUUAUACGCACUGUCAUACUCUUUAGUCUGCAGUCACCCAGGCCGUACAAGCAACCUAACCGUACAAUUUUAAAAUAGAAUAGGUAUGUCUCGGUAUAAAAUUAAUUCAAAAUCAUGACCAAAAGAUAUUAGUACUAGAUAGUUAUAUACACAUGAUAGAUAAAUGUAAUAGACGUAAUGAUUAUUAAAAUAUAUCAAUAAUAAUGUAUAAUAAUAUCAAAAAGUCAUAAUUCGUAAUCAUCCGACGCGUGGAGUUGAAAUGGCAUGACGUGAAUUUCGAGAUACUCUAAAGGUAAAAGAAAUCUUCUAUUUUUUUAUACUACAGUUUAUUUACAGUUAUAUUUUAUUAAAAUAUUAAUAUACAUUUUUAAAUAUAUGUACCUGUAAUAAAGUUCGAAAUCAGAUAACGUACGUUAAUUUUUUUUUCUGGGAAUAUAGUAUGUAUAAUAUUUUUUUUUUCAAAAUAUUGACAUUUUUUUAAAAUUGUUGGUAUUAUUUUCCAUCACUCAAGAGUUCAGCUAGUAGGUAGUUAUAGGUAUUAAAUUAUUUUCAAAGUACCUAGGUAAAAUUUAGUAUAGUAAAAACUAUAGUAGGUAUUUAAUGUGAUUCGGUGAAAUAGGAUUCGGCGAGACGGGUUUCGGUGAUAUAGGCCUAAAUCGUGUACAGAGAAUUACACGCGUUUCAGAAUCAUGCAGUCCCCGCAUUCAACAACAUCAUGUGAUCCACCUGAUAUUUGAAUCAAGGGAUUUCUUAAAAUUAUUCCAGUUUGCUUGUCUGAAAAUUCCAUCCCGGUUUUGAGAUGGUAUUCACAAUAAUAAUUAGUAAUUGGAUUCUAAUAUUUAUGAAUAUUAAUCUAUGCUGACUCUUAGGAAAAUUAUUUAGAACUGUUCUUUGAGCUUGUAGUGCAGACUCCUACAUACUCCUACUUUUGAUUUUUGUAGUUUAUGACUGAUUUUUAAUUAUUUACUUUUUACAACUUUACAUCUAUCUAGUGUAGGAGUUAACACUAUGUCAAUGUAGGAGAUUACCUACUUUUGUAGGAGUUUGCCAUCCCCCAAUAUAAGUUCAGCACAAUAAAUAAUCUCUAUUGUAGGGGAUAAUUCGAAAAAAGAAUUGUUGCAAUAAUUACAUAUUAUCUAGUUUACAAAUAUGAUAUGAUUACAUUAUUCCGUUUUUUUAGAAAUUAGUGGGUAUACGUCGUUGGAUAAAAAGAUGGUGUGUGCUCGAGGGAAAACUAUUGCUGUAUUUUAAAACUCAAUCGGAAUAUUCUCAUAAUUUAUCGCCUUGCAGAGGUUCAGUCAACAUGGGACUCGUAUUAUCUAUAAAACAACGAGAUCCGUGUCAACUACAAAUCGUCACCAGAUCUCAAGUCAUUAUCUUCGUGAGUAUAAAAUAUAAUAUCUUUAGUUCCAGGGAAAAAGAGCUUGUACAUUUUUGGCCUAUUAUAUUGUGAGCGAAGCUAGUUAUUGGUUUUACAAUUUUUAAAUAUUUAUAUUUUUUUUUUAUAUUGUGUACAAAAAUUCAACCAGAAAACUUGAUCCAAUUUUCAACUGUAACACCUUUUCUAAAAAAAACUUUUUUCUGAGGUGGUACUUAGUAAAAACCUAGAAAAAACGUAGGAAAACGGGAUAAUUUAUGUAUUUUCGUAAUUGAGCAAAACAAAAAAUAAAUAGAAAGAACGGGAAAAUUUACGAAUAAAAUUAUUUUAAUAUUUUCAAUUUUGUUUUUGUUGUCAAACAUUCAGUUCAAAAUGUUUAUAGGGAUUUGAAAUUUGGAUAGAAGACUUAUAUUUGCUUUUUAUAGACGCGAUACAAUUUUAAAAACAUUUGAGCCAUUUUUGAGCUAUUUAUAGACAUUUAAAUUUUGCUAGUUUUUUAUGUAAUAUUUAUUUGGUAGGUAUUCUGUAGGUAGAAUUAUUAGACCAAACAGAAAUGCUUGAAAAUUAACCAGGAAGUUCAUUAUAAAUUGUACUCAAUGGUCAAUAAGAAAAAGUUAGUUUAAUGUAGUAUUUUGUUUAAUAACAAUUAAUUAAUACAACUAAUUUUAAUAUCAAAUUUUGACGAAAAUCGUUUGAGUAAAAAAAUAUGUGAAACAAAUCUAGCUACUGGUCCAUACAAAUUUUUCAAUAUUUUUUGUUUUAAUAAUAUGUAUAAUACCUAUUACCGAUUUAAGAACGAUUGUGCAAUCAGAAUUGAUCAGACUGAUUAAGUUUCGAAGUCAUAGCUUAAAUAAUAAUAAAUAAAUACAAAUAAUUUCGGCAAACGGUACUCUUCUCAGACCUCCCUAUAAAUGCCUGAAUGAGGGGGCCGUCUGUUGAAAAUUUCGCUCCCAGGCCCAAAUUUUAAAGUUACGCUACUAGCAGUCUAAAAUAUCUUCUUUUUUUUAAUAAUAUUUAUUCAUAAAGAUUUGAUAUGUGUAUAUUUUACAAACACUAAAACGUCUAAAAUAUAAAAGUUCUAACAUUUUUUUUUCUAAAUGUACAAAUAAUUUUAUGUGAACACUACGUCAAUUUAUACUUGUUGGUUUCAACCACGACCUAUAUGCAUCUAACAAAGUUAUACCCAUAAUCUGUAUAAUUUUUGUAGUUUUUCAAUCGAGUUUCAAUAAUUUUUUUUCAUUUACGGUGCACGGGUAUAUUACACUUUUUCUGUAUAGAUAGGUACUAUAUUUACUAUAUUUUUAUAUCCUAUACUUUUUUUUCAAGGGAUAACAUUUUUUUUUUCGUUAUUAUAAUAUUAUAUUUCAAACUAAAUAUAAGUUACUCAUACGUACAUGAUAUUAUGCGGGGAUUUUUUAAAAAAAAAAACGAAUAAUAAGUCAAUACUUGUAUUUUGUUUCUAACUCGGUCGUAUUAUGGAAUUUAGUAGAUAUUGCCAAUGUAUACAUUUUAGAUUCUAAGCAGAGCGAAACUUUAUACUUUUUGGUAAAAACGAAAAAUUGAGUGAAAUGUAGAAUUAUUUUUUAAAUUAGAAUUUUAGUAUAAAAUGUUGACGAAAAUAAGAGCAUUAAGAACCAAUGUAAAUUUUUUGAGAAUGUUUAUUCUGAUUUAAUGUAUUCUUUGAUAACACUGAUGGCCAUGGUGACAUGGGUAUGUUUUUGUAAAUAAAUGCAUACUCCAUACAUAUUGAUGCAAAUAAGAUAUAAAUUGAGGGUAAAAUUCCCCUCAAACUAAGUCUUUAUAUAGUAACUAAUAGGUUAUAUAUUUAUGUAUCCCUCUACAUAUAAUAUGUUUAUUAUUUAGUCAUUGUUUUUUCUCAAAAAAAUGGGUUGUUCAUAUCCCUAAUAGUAAGUAUAAAAUGUUGUAAUAUAGAUGUUAGUAUUGAUAUAAAAAUAUAUUAGUGACGAAUAAGUUAGCGAGUGGUUUUUCUCAGUUUUAUUAUGGGCCGGUCAAAAAUUUUGCCCCCUCUCUUAAAAAAUUUAAUUAAGCCGCUGUAAAGGAGGGGUAUUGACUUCAUAAAAUGUUUGCUAAAAACUAAAAUGGUGCUUCUGAGGAGAUGGAAAUCAUACAGUAGUUGAAAUUAUAAUGUAAUAAAUAAUAUAAAUUUAAAAUUCCAUUAGAAACAAACGUAGGUACUAAACAUACCCAAAGACAAAAUUAUUUCACUGAGUUUAUUUAAUUAUAAAAUUUAAAAGAAGAAAAAAAGUUAAUUUAUGAUACAAUAGUAUGGCACCAAUGCAAAACAAAUCAUUAUGCAUAGUAUUUUGUGAUUAUGUAAAACUUAUAUUCUAAUAAUGCUCUUACCAGGUAUAAUCAAAUAGGUACUUAUUUCUGUAUUUCAUGUGGUUUUAGUAAAUCAUUAAUAAUAAUAAUAAUAAUAAUAAUAAUAAUAAUAAUAAUGUAUAAAACGCAGAAUAAAAAAAAAUAUAUAUAUUAGCUAGGAAAUUGUAAUGAUGGAAGUUAUUGUAUAAUAAAAUAUUAUGGCGAAAUGAACAGAAAAAAAAGGAAAUUUUAUUAUGACGAGGUUAUAAUAUUAAGACGGGAUUCAAUCGUAAAAUCAAGUAGGUACAUUCGGCCGUGUUCGACCUAACUAUAAAUAAUAAUAAAAAAAAAAAACAUACGGACAUACUUCGUUCAAUGGCCACUGUAAUAGGUAAGAAGUUGUAAAGUCAGAGGGGAAAUUUAAUUUAUAUCUGUACGCAACGAUUAAUCAUUGCCUACGAAAAACGAUUUUGAGCGAAGUACGAUUAUAAAUGUUUUAAAGGGCCGUAUUAAUAUUUACGAUUUAAAAAUAUUACAUAUUAUACAUUUUCCUGUUUUUCUUAUAUUUCCCGAUCUUUCUUAUGUAUUAUAAAAAUCCCCGGGAAAAUCAAAAAAUGACUUUCUUAUACCACUCCAGAAUAAUUUCCUAUCUAAAAAGGUGCUAUACUUGAAAAUCGAAGCAAGAUUCCUGGUAAAAAAAUUGUUCACAGAAAAAAUAAAAAUAAAAAAAUACAUAUCAUUGUAAAAUCAAUACAUUCCUUUGUAUUUUUUUAAAAUAUUUAUUUCCUCUAGAAAAUAUAAAAAUACAAAAAAAUAAAAAUAAAAAAUACAAAUUGAAUUACCUAUAUGGAUCUGUUUAUAGCUCUUAAGAGUCCCACUCGAGAUUUUUCACAAUUCGCUUAACAUUAAUUAUAAUGUCUUAAAAUUCUUAACAAAUCCAGACAAAAAAAUUCAAUCGCUUCUAAUUUUAUAUUAAAAGGGGACUGUGCAGUGUGCAUAACUUUAUUUUUCGAUCAAAACAUCAUUUACAGCAGGCAUGUCAAACUCAAAGUAUAAAGCGAGCCAAAUAUAUUGACUAGUAAAGUUUACUAUACGGGUCGCGUAUAAACAUUUAACGAAAAAAAACAUUUUAUACAAAUUUUUCAAUUUUGUUUAAAUUAUUUGUAAGUAUUUUUAAUAAUUUAUUAACUUUUAUUUGAAUAAUACAAAAAAAAAAAAAUCAUAUUAAUUAUUGAUGAGAUAAAGGUUAUUUAAAUCACAAAAUAAAACUAUAUUAAUACAAUUUUUUUUAACUAUAUUUGAACAUUUCUUUUCUGCUAUCAACUUUUUUAUUUAGGGAGAAAUUUUAUUGGACGAAACCACUUUUAAGUUCAAAUUUAGAUGUGUGUUGGUUAAUCUGGAUCUAACGAGCGAUUUAUAGCUAAUUUAUGAAUGAAAAUAGUUAUUCACAUUAAUAAGUAUUACUAAAUAUAUUUUUUUCAAUCUUUCAACGAAACCUUUAUUUUUCUUCGUCAUCGAAGGAGCUCCAUCUGUAGCAACAAAUGGUAACUUUGCCAAAGGUAAAUCAUAUUUUUUUCAAGAGUUCAAAAAUAGAAACGAUUAUUUCUUCUUUUAUAAUAGUAUAAUGCAUAAGUAUAAUUUCCAAUAACUCUUCUAAAAACAAUAAAUUCCAUAACGCAAGCACGAAAAACACAGCUAACUGAGCUGUAGCACUAAUAUCGGUACUUUCAUCAUAAGCAAUUAAAAAAUACUCGAAACUAGGUACUUUAAUUAUUUUAAUCUGAUUACUCAAAUUUCAUGCUAGUCCAGUUAUUCUUUCAGCAACCGUAUUUCAUGUUAACGAAAAGUUUUGGAAAUCUUUUAGAUUAUUUCCUGGGCAAAUAAUCUCAGCAGAAAUAAACAAACAUGUUUUUUUUUUUUAUGUCGCGUACCGAUAAUAUCAGUUAUUAAUCUAUAAUUUAUAAAUAUAUUACCAUCAAUAAUUGUUAUUUAAUUACGGUUUAUCAGAAGAUAAGAUAGUAUAAUAAUGUAUAUCAAAUAUAUCAUUCUCUAAGAUAGUUGUGCCACGAAAUUAAAAUUGUAAUAUUAUUUUUUUAUUUUGUCCAUUAAUAUUGAUAGCCGCAGCCACGAGCCACGAGCCGCAUGUCAAACAUGCCUGGUUUAAAGGAUUAAAUCACCUGUCUAAAAUAGAUAUCCGAUCUCAAUACUUUUGUUUUUGUUGAAAAAAGGACCACUUUCUAGCUUUUUCAUAGACUUUUGACUGUGCAACCAAAAAUCACAAAAAUAAUAAUAAUAAUAAAAAGUUAAAAAAAAUAGUAAAAAUUGGUCACAUUAAAAUUCUACACACAACCUUUAGAAAUAUAACUUUUAAAUUCAAGUGCAAUAAUUCACCUUGUUAAAAGUCAAUAAUUCCAAAAAAAAAAAAAAAUAAUAAUAAAAAUGAUUGAAAUCGCGGAUGAGGCAGAAGUGUUAACACUGUAAAGCACGUUUUUGAGCGAAAAACAAGCCGCCCGCAGUCCCCUUAAUGGGUAAAAUAGUUAUAAUUUUCACACACUUUAUUUUAUUAUAAUUAUAAUUAUUACUUGUUCCGACAAAAGUCAAUACAGGUGAUUGUCGGGUGUAAAACUUAUGUAUAUAUGAUAUAUGUUUAAAAAAAAUCAAUGUUAAUUUCUAGAGAACAAAAUCACAAUCCGAACAAAACGAAUGGUUGACCGCAUUGCAGGACGCCAAAAAUACCAAUCAGUCAAUUAUCGACCCUAAGGACGUCUAUUAUAAAACGCACAUCAUGAACAUGCACUGUCUGAUGGGCAACAACCGAAUACUCGUCGAGCCUAUCAAGUCCGAUGUCCGCAAUACCGUCGCCGCGUACAAUGGCAAUUACCUGCAGUACGGGAUGUCGCUGGACGACGUAAUCGCCGAGAGGGGCAUGCGCAAUAAUUAUAAUUAUUAUAACAACAAUAAUAACAAUUAUUAUGUUCGGAACGCGAAAAAGAAAUCGUCGGCUUUGCGGAAAGCCGAGUCCGACAACCGGAUAAGUUUCUACAGAGAAAUCCACGGCCUCGUCCGCACCGGAGCAAUAGCCGCCGCCACGUCACCGCCGGUCAGCGAGAAGUGGUCGUGUCGCUCGAGAAGUCUGUCGUACGAGAGCAUUUACUUCAAACCGCAAGAAAAGUGUGCGCCGACGAUCGCCGAACCUGUGAAAUCGCAGAGCUUCCGCGGGCUCGUCAUGCCCGCGAUGGCACACCACUCUGAAACAUUCACGAUUUACGCGAACACCGACAGUAUAUCUAAACGGCUGAGCAGAUCCAUGUCGUUUUUCCGAAGACAUUGCGAGAAUUACGAUUCCGACGAUUACGAUUAUAUCGAGGAGGAUCGCGUCUGCUUAUCGGAGUACACAAAACGUGAGUUUAGUGCAUCUAUUUGGUAGAUACCCAGCAGUUAUACACUUAUAUUUGUAUUACAUAGUCUAUAUUUAUAACACACAGAAGUAUUUCCAAUCGCAAAUUUUUUUUUUAAGAUUUUCCAAGUUUCCCCGUGAUAAAGUUUCCUCAAAAUACACCAGUAAUCUAUACCUACCCUGCUCCCUCGAGAGUUUAUUAUGCACUUGCGUUACUUGGUAAUUCGCCUGUAACAGCUGACUGCAUUCGAGUUGGACCCCCCGACUUUAGUGGUUUUAACAGGAUUGGACAGUGAUUGGGUUCCUAAAAAAUUCGGUUAGUAUACUAUAGUUCGAUCUCUGGAUUACACCGGCUAAGUCCGAACUCUCAAAAUCAAUCAAUACGUGACAUUUCCCUUUCAUUUUUACAAGCUUUAGAACUAUUUAUAAUUUCUGGCUUUAUAAAAACCACAUCAGACAUGAUUUGAAAUGUUAUUUGUUUCGCCAGAAUAAUUUAUAUUUCGGUAAAAACUUGAAUGACCUUCAAGUGUUCUAUAGACGUAAUAAUAAUAUCAUAGAUAAUAAUCAUUUUAAUAUAAAAUAUAAAGACGUUUUCACAGUCAUCUGGAAAAUUACCGGAGCUACGUCAUAAAGUCUCGAAUUUUUUUUAAUGUUUCGACAAACAUUUACAUAAUGACAGUGUUUUAUUUCUAUUUCUUUCAUAAUAAUGCAUCAAGAACGAGAGUAUUAUAAAUUAACCCACGUGUGUUAUUAACACACGUCUCAAGACGACUAAAGACAUUCGGAAAAAAUGGUGCGAUGGAAUUUCAAAUAAGUACCUAUACCUAUAAAUAAUCAUAAAACGAUCAAUGGUUAUAGGUAAGGAUAGGUGAUUGUUCAUAAGUAUAACGUGAUGCUUUUCUGUUGGGAUAGGGGGGGAGGGAUUUAGUGUUAAAAAAAAUUGUUUACGUAUAUAUACAUACUUGUAUAGGUGUCGUUGCCCUCCGCACUUCCUUAAAAGUAUUAGGUUAUUUAGGGACAAACGAAGGAGACGAUUAAAAAAAAAAAAAAAUUAAUUAACUAUUAAUUUAUAGCCAUACAAAGAUAGUGUUCGUUUAAUCACUUUGAUUAUUUUAUUGUAACAGAUAAGCCGUAAAAACCCAUUUUAUAUAAUUAUCUUGUAUUUUUUUAUACUUCACAGAACUCAUUAAAAAAAAAAAAAAAAAAAAAAACGAUCUUUACAACCGCUUAAUUUAUCUUUUUAUCAACAUAUAAUAAGCCUUUGUUAUUAUAUUUUGUAAAUUUUUAAACAAAAAGUAUAACGAGAAAACCUUUUCCUAUAGGGUCAUUUUUUUUUAUCAGGAAUUUGUUUUUUAGGGAAGUGCCUUAGCAUCUAUGUAAGUGUCAUAUUUGGGACCGUACUAAUAAGCUACCUAAAUCAACUUGGAACCCAACUAGUGUGAUCGGUGUAAAAUUUAUAUCGCAUGACCCAACUGCGCCGGCAGAUAAAAUUAAAAUCGUUCUAAAUAAUUUUAAUUUCAACGUCUUAUAUUUAAUAAUAUUUUAUUUAGUCUUAGUAGCGGACGUAUUUGAAGCAUCGCGCAGAAUUCAGUUGAUUGUUAACAUAAUAUAUUUACAUAUGUAAGCGAAUGAAAGGAGGUGUGACAAGACCUCAUAGUCAGUUUUUUAAAGUUCAAUAUCUAUAUAGUACGCGUGAGUUGUCACGUUUUAAUAUUGGACUUUGAAUACGAAAAUGUAUUUAUUUUUUUAUCGAAUUUUAUAGUUUUAUAGUCCUCACUUGGUUAAGUAAAGUUAUGAAUUUAAUUUGCCAUUCAUUAUUAUUAUUUACGUAUUACAUACCUAUAGUUCGUUUUAAUCGUAAGAACACUAUAUAGAUACAUGACUUUUUAUUAUGAUAAAUUGAUAACAAAUAACACGUUGUUUGCUGAUUUCCACACGGAGUUGACUGACGACGUACCUGAAUAAUAUGUGUUUGCUAUCACUUUGAAAACAAUCUGCAGCAGGUAUAUAAUAUUUUAACACACGUACGUAUAUAACGUGUAACAAUUCACGUUAUUAUAAUAAACAUAUAUAUAGUAUAUUAAUAAUAAUAGGUAGACACGUCAACAAAAUUAUGUUUAUGUUAGAAAAUGCAAUUGUUAAAAUAUUCAAUAUAAACUCCGGAUAAUUUGUAAUGAUAAAUAAAUAACUAUGCAUUAUGUACAAUGUAAAUAAGUAGCUAAUAUUGUAUUACGUUUAUUUGUAUGUAUUCACGCGAUAGGCGAUUGCAGUCAUGUGAUUUUUAUUAAUUUAUUAACCAGAUAAAUUAGUUACGAUUCUAUCCCAAUUUUGAGAAGGAAAAAAAUUUUAAAUUCACAGGGUUCAAUCCUUCCCUUUUAUUUAUCACUUUAAUCAGUACGGAAAACGUUCGAAUUUUAAUGGUUAUAAUUGCAAAAAUUGUCCAUAACCUCUCCCAUUAAAAAUUUCCGGGCAUGCUUCUGUUCAAAUCCUUCUCUAUUUUAGUAACUUAUGCGUUAGUAUAAUUCAUAAUAAAAUUAUAUAAAAUUAAAUAUUGGUCAAUAGGAUACUAAAAUAAAAUAUGAAGUAACGAAAAUCCCGAGUGGAGCGAUCAACCAAUCACCCCCUCCUCAGAUAUACAUCGCUAGUUAGUUAACUGAGUUCUAUAAAACAUGUAAAAAAUAAUACGUAUAACAAAAUACCACCGAAUAUUAGUUGCUAAAUUAUUCUAAAUUCAACUACAUUGUAUUUAUGUGAAAAAAAUAUAUCGCGCUAUGGAAGAAUAUGAGUAGUUGGUGAUUAUUUUUUAAUUCGGUAUACCGUAUGUACUUGGAUAUAGAUCGUAUUACAUACUUUCUAAAACAAAAAAAAAGUAGGAAUGUAUUUAUUAAUUAAACAAUUAAGAAUUAUGUUUUAGCGGUCGUGCACGUCGAAAAACCGAAACAAAAACCAGACUUACCGCCUCCUCGUGUUUCAAAAAAAAACGAAGGAACUGCAGUAACAAUGUCGACCGUUACAUCCGAAUCGGAAGACAAGUCGACGGGUGACGCGGCCGGAGCUGACUGCUAUUACAAUUACGGCCGACUGAAACGAACCAAUGACGAAGAGGACACACAUCGCCACUAUCACCACUUUCCAGCGGUCACCCUAAGUAUGUGAUGAUUGGAUUCGUUUAAAUAAAUUCUAAUUUUUAUCGAAACACUAUGUAUUGAACGACAAAUAAUGUAAAAAAAAAAAACAUAAAAACAUGUUUUUCGUCAUUCGCCGUUUCCAUACCCUUCCCUGUUACUGCGGUUUAACUUUAUCGCCCGUAAAUAUGUAUUGUAAAUGCACUUUCGUGUCCGUGAAUAUCUUUCCCGCUCAGCUUUUCCCGUGUUGGUACUGUACAAUUUAAAGGUCCAAUGGUUUCUGAGAUUUGCCGUUGCCAAGACCACUCAAUUUCACAUUUUAUACAGAAUAGUUUAUAUCUUAUCAACACCAUUUCAUUAUUCGUAACCAAUGGCUACCCUAUAAAUAAGUAAGGAAAAAUAUUCGAUUUUCGCGAGCCAAAACGAAAUGACUGCGUGAGCCGCUCUAUAAUAACCUCUCGGGGUUGAAAAACAAAGCUAUUUUUACUAUUUUAAGGUUAUAAAUGUAUAAUCGGUGGCGAACACGGACAAAUUAUAUUUUUUAACUAAAAUAAUGUUUAUGUUGAAAAUAAUUGAUAAAAUUUCACCAGUGAUAAGUAAACUAUAAAAAUAAACUAUCACGCCUUAUCGGCUUUUGCUUAAAUCCAAUUCGAUGGUAUAACUUUGUUCGCGGUAUUUGUUUCAUCGUUGAACCGCAGGGUAACAGAAAUACUAUACAAAGUCUGGCCAAGAUAUUUCUCCAGAUUUCAUGCACCGGUUGCUAUCUUUUCGAUCACAUUUCGACGAUAUAAUAUCACUCAACAUCAAAACAAUGAAAGAAAUUGUAAUCAUUUUAUCAACUGAAAAUUCUCCUUUUAUUAAAUAUUAUAUUAAUUAUAAUUGCUAUUUAUUUUAAAGCGAUCGCGCAUGCCGAAAAAUCGGAACGAAAACCAGAGUUACCACCUACUCGUAUUCCAAAAAAAAACGAAGAAAUUGGAGUGUCAUUGUCGACCAUUAUAUCCGAAUCGGAAGAAUUUCCAAAUCAAGAAGCAAGUACAGAUGUGAUUUACGUGAAUAAUAAUCGUAAAGUGAAAAUGGUUACGAGCGAACCGGAUAUAUUAGUAUUAGAAAAUGAAAUCGAACAGAUUGUUGAAGGAAAACAAGAUAACGAGCCGCCUCUUUUGCCUAUCAAAAAAAAACGCCAAGAUAUUAUUGUGCCCGAAGAGGAAAGACGAUAUCGAAUAACGGACGGUGUUUAUGUGUUUGAAAAAGUAAUUUUUCUUUUUUGUAUUUAUUAUUAUUGUAAAAAGUUAUGUUUAAUCCAUAUUUAAUAAUGUCAUAUUAUGGAAAAAUGAUUGUAACAAUGUGCGUUUCAAUGAUAACAAUGAUAGUUUAAAAAAGAUUAAAACGAUAAAAACGGUUACCAAUGACAACUUUAUUUUUAAUCUUUGAAUCUUUUUUUAACCUAAAGGAACAAGUUGUUCCACAUUAUCUCGAAUAUUAAUGAAAAUUUAAAAAAAUGACUUUUGUAAAGUAGGUACCGACUAAAGCUGAAAUGCAACAAAAAAUAUUUCUUGUCAUGUUUUGAUUGGAUUAAGAUUUCUAGGAGAAAAAUAUUUUAUAGACAAGAAAAAAAUACACAUAGUAAAACCAAUAGAUCCCCUCGCUUCACUCAAAAUCUAAAAAUGUAAUUGAAAUCGACACUAUAGAUUUCCCGCGUUGUGACCGAAAGACGUGUUAAAAAUCUUAAUUUUAUUUAAGUGCUAUAUACAUAUACCUAACAUUUAAACGAAACGUCUAUUAAUGAAGAGUUUUUAUUUCUGCUUAUAGGGUGAUGCUGAAGAAGUUAUUUACGAUGUUCCUAUUCCUCACGGAAAACUCAUCGAACACAUCCGUCGAUUAACCAUUAGUUCGGUAUCGCCAGUUAAACAUCACGUAAAUAAUGUCGUUUAUGAAGAUUCACUGGAGCCAUCUCUUUUCGAGUGAGUUUAUAGAAGAUUUAAUUAAAAACUAAUGUAUAGUCUAUAUAAUAAUAUAUAAGUAUAUAAAUUAUUAAACACUACAUUUAUUAUAAUCGGUGUGUUAUUCGUAUGUAAGAACAUUGCCCAUGACACCCGAUUCGCUGGAAGUUACCACGUUUCCCACGUACAAGAGAUGGUCGAACGACUCUGGUUACCUGCACGAAGAACCCAAUUCCUUUUCGAAUGAUCAGACCCAUUUCGAAGACUCUUUGGAACCGGUCAUAACCACGAUAAACCACGAUCGCAAAAUAUGGCAAAACAUGCCUAACAUCAACUCGACUGACUACUUCCGUUGACUAUAUAUAUGUAAGAAUAUUAGAAAAUGUAUACGUACGUGUUCUGUUUUUGUAUAUAUUGAACUUUCUUUUAAUAUCAUAUUAUUACCUACUGUUUGUCUGUGUUGUCGUCUAUUUGUUAUACUUAUGUGUUUUAUAUAUUUAGCGAAUUAUAUUUUGUACGUUUUUUUUUUUUUAACUUACCUACAUAGUUUUUGUUUUUAAUGUUUAUGUAUAGAGACGUCCCAGUUAUUAAUAUUUAAACGGACAAAUUAUGAUAAGUAAAAAAACAAAAUAUUAUAUUUAUGUGUAGACAUUGGGAACGAACAGACAGCUCUCAGAUACAUAAUAUGAACUGAUGAAUUCAUACUAAAGUCAUAGAAAUAAUUAUGUAGUAAUAAUAUUAACACAUAGAAUGUAUAUUACUAGGUUCAAUGUGCAGGCUGUUUUAUGUAGAAAUCUGUUAUUCAAUACUAUUUAAUUUCUACGUUUAUUUUUUUAUUAAAUUACUAAUAUAAUCUUAUUUGUUUAUCGUGUUAUCUAUAGACAAUUUAAAAAAUACACC